AUGAAAAGCCAAUUAAUAGGGUUUUUGCUGUGUUUUUGGAUUCCUUUUUCACUUGCUUUGUAUUUUCACAGUGGAGAAAGAGAAGAGAAAUGUAUAAUUGAAGACAUCCCCAGCGACACAUUGGUGAUGGGGAAUUACAAAGUACAACGCUGGGAUACACACAAACAGGACUUUCUUGAAUCUGCUCCUGGUUUGGGAAUGUUUGUGACAGUCACAAGUCCAUCUGCUGAAGUACUCUUGUCAAAACUGUAUGGACCACAAGGAACCUUUUCUUUCACAUCCGACCUGUCCGGGGAGCACAUUAUCUGUUUGCAGUCUAACUCCACAAGAUUUGUAGCAUUUGCAGGAAGUAAAUUGGUAAGUCGUAUCCAUUUGGACAUUAGAGUUGGAGAACAUUUUCUUGAUGAAUCUGUUGUUCAAGCCAAAGACAAAGUGAAUGAAGUUAACAUAAGACUAGAACAUAUAAUUGAGCAAAUUCAUCAUGUAUCCAAAGAACAGAACUAUGAAAGAGAGCGUGAAGAAAAAUUUCGGAAGACAAGUGAGGAAACCAACAGCAAUAUCUUGUGGUGGGCUAUUGUACAAACACUGAUUCUCAUCUCCGUUGGAAUCUGGCAAAUCAAAUCUCUCAGAGAUUUCUUUAUAUCUAAGAAGCUUGUUUAA
Messenger RNA from Indicator indicator, 660 nucleotides. Its product is annotated as transmembrane emp24 domain-containing protein 11-like. Bases 1 to 660 code for a protein of 219 amino acids. Lineage: Eukaryota; Metazoa; Chordata; Aves; Piciformes; Indicatoridae. The record is from RefSeq and is a predicted model, not a curated record. Gene Ontology annotation, biological process: intracellular protein transport; Golgi organization; endoplasmic reticulum to Golgi vesicle-mediated transport. Gene Ontology annotation, cellular component: endoplasmic reticulum-Golgi intermediate compartment; Golgi apparatus; COPII-coated ER to Golgi transport vesicle. The transcript has 5 exons.